Messenger RNA from Penicillium hordei, 246 nucleotides. RefSeq lists its product as uncharacterized. NCBI's taxonomy places the organism in Eukaryota, Fungi, Ascomycota, Eurotiomycetes, Eurotiales, Aspergillaceae. The coding region runs from base 1 to 246 and encodes 81 amino acids. The record is from RefSeq and is a predicted model, not a curated record. The transcript has 2 exons.
AUGGCCUCCUCGUGCCUGAUUCCCCUCGGCGCCGGACUAAUCUCUAUCAAGCGCGUCGACACGAGCGCCGACAUCCCCGUCUGCGUCUCCCUCGUCUUCUUCUACCAGCAACUCGGCGGGGCCAUCUUCGUCUCCGUCGGCGAGAACGUCUCCGGCCAGAAGUUCAUCGCCGGUCUGACCCGUGUCAUCGACGAAAACUAUCGUCAACACCGGUGCCACCGGCCUACGCCGCAUCGUCCCAGCUAA